Molecule: messenger RNA, 2831 nt
Organism: Galeopterus variegatus (Sunda flying lemur)
Lineage: Eukaryota; Metazoa; Chordata; Mammalia; Dermoptera; Cynocephalidae
Gene: RBFOX3
Product: RNA binding protein, fox-1 homolog (C. elegans) 3
Exons: 12
Coding region: 139-1215 (358 amino acids)
Biological process (GO): nervous system development; regulation of alternative mRNA splicing, via spliceosome
Cellular component (GO): cytoplasm; nucleus
Molecular function (GO): mRNA binding
Source: RefSeq, a predicted model, not a curated record
GAAGUCAGAACAGCCAGAGGAAAUUCUACCAGCGUUUCCCUCGAGCUGGUCUGCAGGCCUCUUCAGCGGGGAACCUGUCCCAGCAGCGGCCCCUUCUGCAAACAGGGCAGUCAGGACGCCACGGCUCCGCCUGAAGCGAUGGCCCAGCCCUACCCCCCUGCCCAGUACCCGCCUCCGCCACAGAACGGCAUCCCUGCCGAGUACGCCCCGCCCCCGCCGCACCCCACGCAGGACUACUCGGGCCAGACCCCGGUCCCCCCAGAGCACGGCAUGACCCUGUACACACCAGCACAGACCCACCCCGAGCAGCCAGGCACCGAGGCCAGCACACAGCCCAUCGCCGGAACCCAGACAGUGCCGCAGACAGACGAGGCGGCACAGACGGACAGCCAGCCGCUCCACCCCUCCGACCCCACAGAGAAGCAGCAGCCCAAGCGGCUCCAUGUCUCCAACAUCCCCUUUCGGUUCAGGGACCCUGACCUGCGGCAAAUGUUCGGGCAAUUCGGAAAAAUCUUAGACGUGGAGAUCAUUUUUAACGAGCGGGGCUCCAAGGGUUUUGGGUUUGUAACUUUUGAAACUAGCUCAGAUGCUGACCGAGCCCGGGAGAAGCUGAAUGGGACGAUCGUAGAGGGACGGAAAAUUGAGGUCAAUAAUGCCACAGCCCGAGUCAUGACGAACAAGAAGACUGGGAACCCCUACAGCAAUGGAUGGAAGCUAAACCCCGUGGUAGGCGCAGUCUAUGGGCCUGAAUUCUAUGCAGUGACGGGGUUCCCCUACCCCACCACCGGCACUGCAGUCGCCUACCGGGGCGCGCACCUGCGGGGCCGGGGCCGGGCCGUGUACAAUACGUUUCGGGCUGCACCGCCCCCGCCUCCUAUCCCGGCUUACGGAGCGGCCCUGGAGCAAACGCUUGUUAAAAUGCCAGUCCCGUGGGCGGGGCUGGCGCCGUGCCCCCUCCCUCCUCAGCAGACACCGGAGCCGGCCUACCCCGCCUCUCCAGCGUUCCCACCACUUUCUUGUCCAUUUGCUUCCAGGGUCGUGUAUCAGGAUGGAUUUUAUGGUGCUGAGAUUUAUGGAGGCUAUGCAGCCUACAGAUAUGCUCAGCCGGCGGCAGCAGCGGCCUACAGCGACAGUUACGGCAGAGUCUAUGCGGCUGCUGACCCCUACCAUCACACCAUCGGCCCCGCAGCGACCUACAGCAUUGGAACCAUGUGAAACCUUCCACCGUUUCCUUCUUGGACCAUGAAGGGCAAAAACAAAAAAACAAAAAAAAUCACAAAACAGAAAACACACAAAAAAGAUGUUAACAUCCAAGCAACAAAAAAACCACCAAACCAAGAGGCAUCCAACCAAGUCCGCGUCCGCAUCCCGCGUCCUGGCCGCACACCUGCACCGAGGGAGCACGUCCAGCAGGGGGCGCAUGGAGAGCGGCCCCACGGAGGACAAGGCGGGCCCCUCCCGCGUCCCUCGCCCCUGCCCCGGCCGGCAGCGCUGUGCAGAAGUGCCCCCUCUACGUUUCACGCAGUGGGGUAGAGUUGGAGGGGAAGGCUGUUGGGGGGAUCUCUGUUUUCUAUCCAGUCUUCCUUUCCUGGCUCCCACUCCCAAGGCAGUGUGGGCUCCGCGCAGGAGAAGGCCCGGGCCUGAGCAGGGAAGAGCAGGCGGGCAGGACUUGAUCUUUGUUGCCAGCUGUGCCAGUGUAGGGGACGGCUGGGUGGGGGCAGGUGGACAGUUUUUCAUCCCUGGGGGCUCCGGCUGGGGCCCCCAUCACCCUCAUAUUGCGUUCUCUGGGCCCCAGCUCCCUCCCCCACGCCACGCUGCUCCACCUGCGCCCUCAGCCUGGAGAGGAAGCUGUCUGACCAGCAGCCCUGGGGUCCAACUCCACCAAAAAGGGCUGACGUAGUUUCAGAACUCCGGGGUGCCCCUCACCCUCCUACCCGCCCCCCCAAGAGAGGGCCCCUGUCUGGCUGCAGAGAGAUGAAGAAUGCGCAGCUGGCCCGGUGCCAUUCCUUGCACCUGAAAGGUUGGACAGGUGGGUCCUCGGGGCCAGGACUCGUUCUUACUGGCUGGCUGGCUGUCUCUCUCUGGAGAAGGCCCUGUGCCUGGUCUGUGGGAGUAAAGGCUGACCCGUGCUGCCUGCUGGGGUGCAGCCCUCCCUGCCACUCCCCUGCAGAACCCAGUCCUGCUGGGGAGCAGAGGGCAAGUGACAGGCUGGGCCCGGCUGCACCGCGAGGUUGGGAGUCACAGUGCUAUGGUGCUGGAUGGCCGUGGCCAGGACAGGGACCCACAGGAAGUGGGUGGGCAGCAGGCCCACAGCCCCGUCCUCUGCUCCCUGGGCAGGUGUGGAGGCAGUGGGAGUAGCAGCAAGGGUAGCAGUGCUGGCCUGCCAGGUGGUGGAGGGAACACAUCAGGGAGUAGGUAGGAACCCCUGGCUGGGCAGGAAUCGCUGGAAUAGGGGAAGCAGCAAAAAAUUACAAACCACCCGGGCUCACAACAUGGCUCCACUGUCUCAUGAAACUUCAAAAACAAAAACAUACACCUCACUUUAUAUUCAGCAUCAGCUACUGAAGCGAUCGAGUCGGAAUUCCCCUUUUCUACUCCUGGUGUACAUAGCCCCGCGCCCUGCCUGCGGCUCUGUCCUCCGCGCAGAGCCCUCGCUCCUCUGCUGUUCUGGACCCUUUUCUUGCAGCAGCUCAGCCCCCUGGUCCCGGGUCCCCCACCCCCGGGCUGUGGCCAAGCCCCAGGCUCCCUUUCGUACCAUUCUGUAUGCUUCCAAGGUGUGACCAUUCAAAUUAACAGUAUUAUUAUUAAUAAAGCUUUCUUUCUUCAAAGGA